AGUUCUAUUUGGUCGCACAAAGUCGUUGGAAGCUCCUCAAAAAAUGCUGCAAUCGGGCAAAUUCAUUAUAUUACUGGCUAUUUUCCUAGCUGCUCAGGAAAUUUCAGGAGAAAUUUCUAGGGAGGAGCGGAAUUCAGCUGAACCGCCCAAAUGUUACAGCUGUGAAGGAAUAAAUUGCUUGAGAACCACUCGUCAAAACGCCACCGUUAGCUGUUCCGAUAAAUUGGACGUUUGCGUUACCAUUUAUGAGGAUUUUGCUGUUAGCGAGCGCGGAUGCUUUUCUCAGAUCUCUUUGGCCGCUCAGGCAAAAUGUGCGGCCAAGGACGAUCAAUGUCAAAAGUGCAGUGGACAACUGUGCAAUAAUGUGGGACGCAGGGAUUUCAAAUGCAUUCAAUGCAUUGGUUCUGAUUCAGCUGCCUGUAACACGGGAGCCACUGCCUCCCUUGCCGCCACCCAAUGUGGUCUCCCCACCUCCGCAAAUUCCUACUGCUAUGUCAAGGUCGUUGGCGAUCAGAAGGACAGCCUACAGAGAGGAUGUGCUCUUUCUGUCAAGGAGCAAAAGGCGUGUCUGGAGGAUUCGGAAUGCUCGCUGUGCCUGCCGGAGAACUCCAGUGAUUCAGUGGCCUGCAACAAUUUCGACUUGGAAUUGGGAUUGAAGUCGGCAGCUGAGCAAAGUAGAAAACUCAUGAGCUUCGGCUUGGCUUUCUUUGCCUUGCUCUCGCUUAAAUUGCUGAAUUAAAUUUUAAAUAAAUAUAUGAAUAAAGCGAAUAAUCACUUGUUUACAAUAAA
Drosophila erecta is the source of this 789-nucleotide messenger RNA. RefSeq lists its product as uncharacterized. The transcript has 3 exons. The coding region runs from base 44 to 739 and encodes 231 amino acids. Lineage: Eukaryota; Metazoa; Arthropoda; Insecta; Diptera; Drosophilidae. The record is from RefSeq and is a predicted model, not a curated record.